AUGUUAUUUAGCUCAAAGGAAUAUCCAUCAAAGAUGGGUAAGAUUAUGAAACCUGGGAAGGUAGUGCUGGUCCUAAGCGGCCGGUACGCAGGGCGCAAAGCCAUCGUCGUGAAGAACUACGACGAAGGUACCUCAGAGAAGCCCUAUGGUCACGCGUUCGUGGCCGGCAUCGACAGGUACCCCAGAAAAGUUCACAAGCGGAUGGGCAAAAACAAAAUUCACAAGCGUUCCAAAGUCAAGCCUUUCGUCAAGGUCGUAAACUACAACCACCUUAUGCCAACCCGGUACUCAGUUGACUUCAGCUUCGAAAAGUUCAGUGCAAAGGACUUAAAAGACCCUGCAAAACGCAAGAAGCUCCGAUUCAACACCAGAGUGCGCUUUGAAGAAAGAUACAAGAGUGGAAAGAACAAGUGGUUCUUCCAAAAGCUUAGAUUCUAA
This is a messenger RNA of Leptosia nina, 438 nucleotides long. NCBI's taxonomy places the organism in Eukaryota, Metazoa, Arthropoda, Insecta, Lepidoptera, Pieridae. The record is from the annotation of a GenBank genome assembly.